GUGAAUAAUUCAGUUAUUGCCGCAACUUGGAACUGUUAAGACGUGUAGGAACUAUUGGGAAUAUAAAGCCAAAUUAGUGCUCCUCUUUAUUGUCGUUAAGAUAUUUUUGUUUAAAGAAUUAUAACAAAUAAAAGUUAAGCAAAGAAAGUAUUCAAUCUCCAAUACGAGAAAUAUUACAAAUUCAUCAUCUCUCAACGUUUGAAAAAUUUCUAGAGUGCUUUGAAGUUUUCAAAUUCUAGAGGAAAUUGUACACAAGUGGAUUAAAAUACAAAGGAAAAAGCAAUUUAAAGUAUUCCUUUUUGAGAAAUAAGAGAAAAUCAACGAGAAGAAACGUGCAAAAAUAUCAACAAAAAAAAUUAAAAUCUCUUGAAUCUUUUUUUUACAAAAAAAAAAAAAGUAUUCAAGUGCCUGCGUCGUCUUACACACACACCUCACAUUAAAACAGAAAAGUUGUUUCCAAGUACUGAAGGUUCUGGAAGCAGCAAAUAACUCAACAAAAAGAAUAAUACACAUAUCUAGCUGCUACUGUUUCGAGACGGUUUUAAGCUAAACUUUCAAUCAAGAUGACUACCAAAAUGGCCAUUAACGCUAAGGAACUCUUCCGCAACCAACAUCGUUUGAUUCGCUUCAUCGAACAAUCGAUUCGCAUGUGCAGCAAUCAGACAUUGAAACAGCAACAACAACAAAAGACACAAUUGGAAGCCGAUUUCCAAAUCACCAAAUCGAUCACUUCACAAUUGUCCACUGCCGUACCUGAACCCAUUGUCCACGAUGAAGAUGUCGGUCAACAAUUUGCCGCCUCAGCGUUGUCAGUUCGUUUGGCCACACCACAACAGUUGCAACCCAAACCCGACAAUGCCGAAGAAUUGGGCUUUGGUAAACUUUUUACCGAUCACAUGUUGAAAAUCUAUUGGCACAAAAGUUUGGGUGGUUGGCAGAAACCUCAGAUUACGCCGUUGGAGAAUUUAGUUAUGCAUCCGGCGGCUAAAGUGUUGCAUUAUGCUGUGGAGCUUUUCGAAGGCAUGAAAGCUUAUCGCGGUGUCGAUGACAAAAUUCGCAUUUUCCGUCCCAACAUGAAUAUGCAUCGUAUGAACUUGGCUGCGCAACGUUCCGGUUUGCCCACUUUCGAGGGUGAGGAAUUCAUUAAGUGCCUGUCACGAUUGUUGACCAUCGAUUCCGAAUGGGUGCCACACACAGAAGCUGCUAGUUUAUAUAUUCGUCCCACCCUCAUUGGUAUUGAUCCUACCUUGGGUGUUGCCUCCUCCGAUUCCGCCCUCUUGUACGCCAUUCUCAGCCCUGUAGGCAGUUACUUCAAGAGUGAUGAAACCGGCGCCGUUUCUCUGCUGGCUGAUCCCAGCUACACCAGAGCCUGGCCCGGUGGUGCUGGUAAUCGUAAAAUGGGUUCCAACUAUGCCCCCACCAUUAAUGUACAAAAAGAGGCUUCCCGCAAAGGCUUGCAGCAAGUGUUGUGGUUGUAUGGCGAUGAUCAUCAACUGACCGAAGUUGGUACCAUGAACAUUUUCAUGUUGUUCAUCAAUGAGCAAGGAGAAAAAGAAUUAAGAACACCUCCCUUGAAUGGUUUAAUUUUGCCCGGCAUUACCAGAGAUUCAAUCUUAGCCUUGACCCGCCAAUGGGGUAAAUUCAAGGUUUCCGAAGAAACCUUUACCAUGCACAACAUUGUGGAUCUUCUGAAUAAAGGAAGAUUGCUGGAAUUGUUCGGUACUGGUACCGCCUGCGUGGUCAGCCCUGUCAACCGCAUCAGCUAUUUGGGCAAGGAUCUGUACAUACCCACCAUGGAACAAGAGAAGCCCUUACACGAAACCAUCCGCGAAACAUUAAUGGACAUACAGUAUGGCAAAGUGCAACAUCCCUGGUCUGUGGUCAUUGAAUAAGUCGAAUGAAAUCGCCGGACGAAAUUCGUUCGUUUUUUUUUCAAGGAGAGAAAAGAUUUUUCAAUUAUGAAAAUACAAAACUUUUUUUUACCACAAAAACAAAAACAGCAGCAGCAACUUUGUGUAUUAAUAGCUUUUAAUUAGCUAAACACUUAGGCUUAAGACCUUAGGGUAAACUUAGUUAUUUGGAUAGUUUUUUUUUAGAGAGGCGAAAAACAAAAAAUUGCUGUGCCAAUACCAAGGCAGCCAUGAAAAUGAAGGUGAUGACAAUGAAUGAAAUUAGUUGUAAGUUUAAGCUCCAGAAAAAAUGUGACAGAAAAACAAAAAAUUCUCGAAUUUUUAAAGCAUUUAUGAAAAUAAAACAAAAAGUUUAACAUUUUUUACACAAUAAUUGUUAAGUGUAUAAUACCUAUUAUUAAUUAUUAUUUAAUAUUUAGAGUCAACAAAAAGAAAGGCUAGGCAACAUUUUUGUUUUUCGUCCAGCAGUUACUUUUUUUAUUUUCCUUUUUUAAAAUUUAAUUUAUUUAUUUCUUUUCUAAUUUAAAUGUAAUUCUCGUUUAAGUUAGAAACUGUACAUAUAUGCUAUUUUCCUAAGAACGACUUCGAUAUACCAUAUACAUAUAGAAAACAAACCUAUGAUCAUCUCUAAAGUAACAGAAGUAGAAGCUAUCUACGCUAUUAGGAUUAAACAGAACAAGAAUUUUUGCCGCAUACAUUUGAAAUUUUGUAUACAUUCAUACCCUCUCCACCACCCCCACCAACACAAUGUCUCUUCUUUUGUACAUAUAUGAGCAUAUAUAUAUAUACAUAUGACGUACAUACAUAGAUAUGCUAUUAAAUAAUUUAGUUUUUUAUACUCAGGGGCUAUAAUUUGUAUGUUGUGUAUAUUAUAUAUAGAAAAAAAAAAACACAGAAAAAGAAAAAACUCCAUGAAAAGUGAAAAGAACAAAAAAGAGGUUGUCUUCCCUUUGUUAUUUCUCUUGCUAACUCUAUUCGAAAAUAAAUAAUUGAUGGUUUUGAAAACAGAA
Messenger RNA from Stomoxys calcitrans (stable fly), 2920 nucleotides. RefSeq names its product branched-chain-amino-acid aminotransferase, cytosolic (gene Bcat). The record is from RefSeq and is a predicted model, not a curated record. Gene Ontology annotation, biological process: L-leucine biosynthetic process; L-valine biosynthetic process. The transcript has 6 exons. The coding region runs from base 564 to 1892 and encodes 442 amino acids. Lineage: Eukaryota; Metazoa; Arthropoda; Insecta; Diptera; Muscidae. Gene Ontology annotation, cellular component: mitochondrion. Gene Ontology annotation, molecular function: branched-chain-amino-acid:2-oxoglutarate transaminase activity.